CAUGUUACUUAUUCAUUAAUUUACACACACACGGAAAAGACACAAAGACCUGCAACUACAAUUGGAAUUUAGUAACUUGUUCUGUUGUUCCUUCACGGGUGAAGUGACGAUUUAGAAUGUCGUGGAAAAAGUAAUACAAAACUGAUCUUGAUUUGGUGCUUUUUCUAAAGUUGAAAUUUAACGAUUGUGUCCCGUUAAUAUUUUCUACUUUAUAUGGUCCUGUGAAGUGUGCAAUAUCGCGCGCAACCAAAAUGGCGACCACGUUCGAAAACGUGCGACUUAGUUUCUUUGAGGAUGACGGAAAAGUCAGAGAAGUUGUUGAUGUUCCUCAUAAAUUAGACAUUCGAGAAGACUCCAAUUCAUUGAUUGUUUCACUUUACAAUGGUUCAGCCAAGUCUCAGACAGUAUCAAUCACCAAAGACACAGAGGUGGCUCAGGUUGGAGCAAGCUCGUUGGUUAUCACAAAUGAAGCGAAGUCAGUGCUGCUCUCUUUCCCCACAGUUCAUAUGAUGCGUGCCUUCAAGGGCCAGGUAACAAAGUUAAAAGAAGGGAUGGCAUCAGUCUUCACAGAUAGAACAGAUGAAGCAAGUGCUGUCCAGUACUUUCAGUUUUAUGGAUACUUGUCACAGCAACAGAACAUGAUGCAGGAUUACAUUCGAACUUCAACUUAUCAGAGGGCCAUGCUGACAAAUCUCUCAGAUUUUCACGAUAAGAUUGUCCUAGAUGUUGGUGCAGGCUCAGGGAUUCUCUCUUUCUUUGCAAUUCAAGCAGGUGCGAAAAAAGUAUACGCCAUAGAAGCCAGCAGUAUGGCACAGCAUUGUGAGACUCUGGUGAGACAGAACAACCUGAGUGACAGGAUUAUAGUCAUUCCUGGGAAAGUGGAGGAAGUGGAGGUCCCGGAACAGGUGGACACCAUCAUCUCAGAACCCAUGGGCUACAUGCUCUUCAACGAGAGGAUGCUGGAGUCCUACUUGCAUGCAAAGAAAUGGCUCAAGCAGGAUGGUCGCAUGUUCCCCACUCAAGGAGAUUUGCACAUAGUACCAUUCACAGAUGAAGCGCUUUAUAUGGAGCAGUAUCAGAAAGCAAACUUCUGGUAUCAAGAAUCUUUCCAUGGGGUCAACCUUACGUCAUUACGUUCGGCAGCAGUUUCAGAGUACUUUAAACAGCCCAUUGUGGACACAUUUGAUAUACGCAUUUGCUUGGCCAAGUCCAACAAAUACGUGAUAGACUUCCAGUCAGCCGACGAGACUGACCUUCACGUCAUGGACAUCCCUCUCACCUUCACAAUGCUGCAGUCAGGCAUGGUGCAUGGCCUGGCUUUCUGGUUUGACUGCGGCUUUUUGGGUUCUGAUUAUUCCAUAUGGUUGAGUACAGCCCCAACGGAGCCUCUUACGCAUUGGUACCAGGUACGAUGCCUGGUGCAGACACCUGUCUUGGUCAAGCAGGGACAGACACUCACUGGCAGAGUAAAACUCACAAGUAAUUCAAGGCAAAGCUACGAUGUUGACAUUGAGCUUAACAUCCCUGGCACGGGUAACAAAUCGCUCAACUGUCUGGACCUGAAAAACCCGUUCUUCCGCUACACGGGUACGGCCCCUGCUGCACCGCCCGGUUCCAACCAGUCCUCUGCCACAGACACCUACUGGAACAAUCUUUUAGCCUCGGGAGACACAGCACAGCAACAGCAGACGUAUGUCAAUGGGUUUGUCAAUGGCAUUGUGGACGUGGGCCAGGUGCUGGUGCAGCAGCAACAACAGCAGCAGCAGCAGCAGCAACCCGCUGCUGUGGUGCAGCAGCAGGGAGUGGUGCAGGGGAACCUAAUCGCCAUGUCCCAGACGGCGCCCAUUAACCCGGGCAGUAUUCCUAGUGUGGGCACCAUCACGUCCAAUGCCAAUGCCCACCGCACAUCCAUCGGUGCUGGCCUCAGCCCCAUCAGCUUCUCUCAGUCUCAGAAUGUCAUCACAGGGGCAACCAAUCACUUCCCAAUCAGCAAUCAGUUCAUGAUUGGAGACUACGUAAUGCCCGGAAACUUGGUCAUCCAGUCGCCCAAAUCGGACACAUCCUAGCUUGUGUGGUGUCAGAUUCUUCCCCCCUCCUCCCUCUUCAGCAUCAGCUAUAUCGUACACUGUGUAGAAACCUCAGAUGGCUUUUAGGCUUGCGCCACUGGACCUCAUUUUCCAGAUCCUCCACGUGAACGCUACUACUGCCUUGGUAUAAACAAGUCUCAUUGGAGGACAGAACAGUUGGACUAGAUGUCCUGCAAUUGUUGUUUCGGGCCUAGUUUGGCAGCUCGUUGCUGUUUGGAUGUUACUCAGAAGUUGCUUAUUCCUUAUCUAUCGGCAGUGAUUGAAAUGUAAAUGAGUCGAAGAAAGAAAAGUAAGGGACCUCAAUGUUAUCUUUUGUAUUUUUCAACCUUCUAAGUGUCAGGGGGUUAAAAUUAUGUUAUGUGGAGGAAUUUCAAAUGUUUUCAUUUUGUGUAGUCCCCGAAAACAUUUUCUACCCAUUCCUGUCAGUAUUGACAUUAGUUGGCUGCUGCAUGAAUCCUGCUGUGACCAUUCAAUUAGAAAUGGUAUUUAGUUUGGCAAGAUCUUCUGGUUUCUGCAGACAAUUUUUAGAUUUGCCUUUGGACUACUAAGAAGAAGUUGAUAAUAAUUCGAAUGAGACGCUUUUGUCAUCGAUAUCUUGAACUUUUCUCCCCAAGUCGAGCUGGAAUCUUGAUAUUACUGAUCUCUUCUGUAAUGCUGAUCGUCUAUGGUUAUCAUAACAGUGAAAGGAAGGAUUAAAGAAACUAGGGACUAAUCCCUUGUCAGAAGGAGAAAUCGGACAUCGAUGAGGAUUUAGAGUUAGAUCAAGUUGUUGAGUUGGAAGGCAAAGACAAAGGAAAAUAUGAAGAGAAAUGACUAGAACUGAUCACUGGACCAUCCUUGACAAACCAGAAAAUAGUAGGGAUUGACCUAGAAAUGUUGACUGCAAUUACAAUUAAAAUUAAAAAUUUUUGUCUAUGUUUUGCUGUUUAUUUGAUAUGUUUAUCAUGUGUGGUGACUUUUGUAGACAAUUUUUAUAAGAUAUUGUUCAAGUUUGUACAGAGCUAUGCCCCUUCUCGUAGGGGAUAAAAGGGUAAUUUUUAGAACUGGGCCUUUGGAGGGAUUGAGUUAGAAACAAUCCCAUAUGUCCUCUGGCGGUUUGUUUUUUCAAAGCUCGAUGGCUCUACCAGAACAUGUAGAGUGAAAAGAAUUAUACUCGUUUUCCUCUGACCUUGACCUCUGUAGCGUUUUACUUUUUGUUUUGUGUUUUUAUGUGGGAAAUAUACUCUUUCAAGGAGCUAUGAAGAGAAAAUGACUUGACUUCAUACAUUAUGAACUAAAGGAUUAAAAGAAAGCUUUUCUUUCAGUUGUAUAGGAAUGUGACAUAUUGAAGAAACCAGGUCAAUAAUGUUACCGUUUUAUUUUCCCUUACUAAAUAUAUCAGCACGGUUACUAAACUAUAACGCAUCUCAAGCUGUAUCCACACUGAUUCACUUACAAUUACCUCUUGUGACUCUGGUAACAAAGAAAAUGGCAUAAAGAAAUAGCAGUAUGCACUUGCUAUCAAUGUUUUCAGAAUCUUUUCUAGCAAUGAAUUUAAGAUCUAUCCUAGAUUUGAGCCUUAAUACCAAAUUUGCGCAUGACGUGAAGACUUUGCUCUUCGUCUGAUGUUUCAUGCGAAGAGGAAGAUUUUGGUUUGGAUAUUUUCAGUAACAAGCAAACACGACUCUGUCCUUACUUCUAUUGAAACAGUUCAUAGCAGCAUAUGUAUUUCCUCUGGAAAUUAAUAUAUAUUAAAAACAGAUCUUUUUUAAUAUAUGUUUUGGUUCUUCCAGUCGUGACCUAAGGCCCAGUUCCCAGAUUUGUCGUCUUGAGCGUGGACAGAAGUUAAAAUUGAAAACUACAACAAAUUUCCUCUUUUUUUUUUUUUUUUUAAGAGUUCUGAGCUUUGCCUUAUGUAGUGAAGAUUUCGCAUAAUUCUGUUUUAUGUUGUGGUGAAGACAUGUUGAUGAACAAGCCAUGUUUGUUUUUAAAAAAAACAUGUCCCACAUUUUUUCCCCAGACAUUCAUAUAUAUUUAGAAAGUUGAGGAGUAAUGAAUAAUUAGGCUAUGAGAUAGAUUUGAGUUUGAGAACCGUGGUUAGUUUGAUAGUCUUUGCCCUGUACAUAGCAUGUAUGGUCCUAAAUUAUUAGACUCGGUCCUGCAGUGUCCCAUGUCAUUGCUGGAAGUUUAGACUGCACAGUAUUGGCUGUAUCAGCCCCCAUCUAUAAUUUCAGUGGCAGGAACCUUUCAGACAUUUCAGCAUCCAUGAGCAUUUUUUUGUAAGUAUGAAUCAUAUUUUGUUGUUCAUUUUGCUUAUACUUUUACAUAGUACUUGGGGGGGUCCUUUACAGUGGGGGGACCUUCGCAUUUAUAUUUUUAAAAAACAAACUUGUCCAACCUACCAGUUAGAUCUAGUGAAGAGAAGGAAGACUGGGAUGAUGCAUGUUCAAUUUUUAUUCUUUUGAUUCCAGUUCCUAAAUUAGCAGCAUUGUCAAAAGUUAAUGUAGAGUUUUGAUUUAGUUAAUGACUUUUUACAUGUUGGUGUUCAUCCAAGGCUCUAUGCAUUUCCCCUUUCCUCCCAAUCCAGAUACAUGUAAUCAUGUAAGUUGAAUUAGAUGUAGGUUUGGUAGUCUUUUCUUUGUAAUUUAAUGUAUUUGGUUAUACAGUGGUCCGCCCAAUUGGCUUGAGAUUUAUCUCUUUUUGACCAUCUCUUGCCGUGAACAACUUCCAUUGUUUUUUGUACAGUGGAUUUGCCUGGUUUUAUCAUUAACAGGUAGGGAGCGAGCAUGUUUCAUUCCCCCCCCCCCCCCCCCUUUUUUUUUUUUUUAAAGUAACAGCUGAGGCUUUCUGACCUCCCAGCAGUUUGAAUGACACCUCCUGUGUAUGAUUUAUUUGGGAUAGGUCAGCGUGGGAGGGACCACUGUAAGGAAAUGAUUAUAAAGGAAGGUUCAUUGUGAAUUUGGGUUAUUUUUUAAAAUUGUAUGUGAGGUUCUUUCCAUUUCAUGUAUUGUCUCUUAUUUCUUGUCACUGGUUUCGAAAUACUAAACCAUUGUUUGUUUAUAAUCUGAUUAGAAAUGGGUCAUUGAUCCAACAAAAUCCAUGCAAUCUUUGUUCUGAAAUUUCCACACCUGACUGAAAAGUGACAGGAAUAAAGUAUUUGAUAAGUUCGUUGUUCAA
Aplysia californica (California sea hare) is the source of this 5243-nucleotide messenger RNA. RefSeq names its product histone-arginine methyltransferase CARM1. NCBI's taxonomy places the organism in Eukaryota, Metazoa, Mollusca, Gastropoda, Aplysiida, Aplysiidae. Gene Ontology annotation, molecular function: protein-arginine N-methyltransferase activity. The transcript is spliced from 14 exons. The record is from RefSeq and is a predicted model, not a curated record. Gene Ontology annotation, biological process: peptidyl-arginine methylation. The coding region runs from base 252 to 2066 and encodes 604 amino acids.